Messenger RNA from Nyctereutes procyonoides (raccoon dog), 3479 nucleotides. It is a transcript of the gene CAMKMT, whose product is annotated as calmodulin-lysine N-methyltransferase. NCBI's taxonomy places the organism in Eukaryota, Metazoa, Chordata, Mammalia, Carnivora, Canidae. The record is from RefSeq and is a predicted model, not a curated record. The coding region runs from base 660 to 1511 and encodes 283 amino acids. Gene Ontology annotation, molecular function: calmodulin-lysine N-methyltransferase activity. Gene Ontology annotation, cellular component: cytoplasm. The transcript has 12 exons.
GGCGGGGAGGGGGCAGCCAAGGCUGAGUUCCUGGAAAAUGCAGGUGGAAGUAGGUGUUCCGUUGGGUAUUUGUCUGCGUCUGGGGACUUGUCCUUUGGCGCGCCAGCCCGGGUGGUGGGGCCGCCGCUCCGCACCCUACGUUGCUCCUCACUCCCGCUUCUGCUUUCCUCCUUUCCCGGGGCUUCCUCUCCCGGCUUCUUAGCCAGGCUGAGUGCGGUUCAAGUUUGGCCUCUUUCUGGGAGAUCCGCGCGGCUGACCGGGUCGGGACUGUGACGUUGCACGUGCUGUCGGGCCCGGGACGGGGCUGGGUUCCCUCUGGCCUUCCCUGGGCUCUGGGAGCCUCACGUUGAUCUUGUCCGGAGUGGCCCGCGAGAUUCUUAGCGUCCAAGGUGGGCUAGUCCGGGUGUGUCGGACUUGAGGACCUCAGAGCUGUGACCGUUGCUGAUGACCUCAGCUGUAUGCAGAUUUUAUUUGUUUAAGAGAGAGUGAGACCAAGAGAGAUCAUUCAUAGAGGGAGACGGAGAGGGAGAAGCCGACUCACCCCUGAGCAGCAAGCCAGAUGUGAGGCUGGAUCCCAGGACCUGGAUCAACCAACUGAGACACCCAGGCGCCCCUGGAUAUUUCUCUUCUUGGUGAUAUUUGUCUAGGUUCAUGAAUUCAUGAGGAGGUUGAAAAUGGUUCUGAAGCAAAAGCACCUGGAUGAUUGUCUGCGACAUGUAUCUGUAAGAAGAUUUGAAUCAUUUAAUCUGUUUUCAGUAACAGAAGCCAAAACAAGGGCAACUGAAGAGGAAGUUGGUGCAUGGUUCCAAUAUACAAGUGUCUUCUAUCCUGAGUACAGCAUUUUUCUAAGGCAUAAUAAUGGAUCUUUGAAUGUUGAAGAUGUUCUUACCAGCUUUGACAAUACAGGAAAUGUUUGCAUCUGGCCAUCUGAAGAGGUUUUGGCUUACUACUGCCUCAAGCACAGUAAUAUAUUCAGGGACCUUGCUGUGUGUGAGCUAGGGGGUGGCAUGACAUGCUUGGCUGGGCUCAUGGUUGCUAUUUCUGCAGAUGUCAAAGAAGUUCUGUUAACUGAUGGGAAUGAAAAGGCCAUCAGAAACGUGAGAGACAUCAUCACAAGGAAUCAGAAGGCUGGAGCAUUUAAAACUCGGAAAAUAUCAAGCUGCAUUUUACGAUGGGAUAAUGAGACAGAUGUCUCUCAACUGGAAGGACAUUUUGGCAUUGUUAUGUGUGCUGACUGCCUGUUUCUGGACCAAUACAGAGCAAGCCUUGUUGAUGCAAUAAAGAGAUUACUCCAGCCCAGAGGGAAAGCAAUGGUAUUCGCCCCACGCCGAGGGAAUACUUUAAACCAGUUUUGCAAUCUAGCUGAAAAAGCUGAUUUCUCUAUCCAAAGACAUGAAAAUUAUGAUGAACACAUUUCAAACUUCCACUCCAAGUUGAAAAAGGAAAACCAGGGCAUCUAUGAAGAAAACCUUCAUUACCCACUUCUGCUUAUUUUAACCAAAAAUGGAUAGAAGAUUCAGCUGCUCAAAAGAUGAAGAAAACACCAAGUUCACAGGGAAUAUUUUCCCCAAAACAGAAAUCUGUGAUGGGUAUGAUGUGCAGCGAGCUGUUGGCUCCCCGAGAUCUGUGAGCACCCCCCACAACAUUCGCCACAUCCCACAUGUGGGCUAUAGGGUCCACCUGUCCUCACUCACAUCAUUCCCCAGCCCUCCUGGACUCCUCUUUUUUCAUCUGCUCGUCUUGUACCAAACCUUUGUUUUUUAAAUAUCUACAAACAACCUGGGAUUUGAAUUGGACUUACACGAAACCUAAUUUUUUUCCUCCUAAUUGUGACAGAGUUUCUUUUGGUGAUUCCCACCGCCCUUUUAAAAAAAACUAUCUCGGUCUUUGUUCUAUUCUGGUGGUGGCACUUUUAAAUCUGUAAACAAAAGCAAACAUCCUGAUUCUUUCCUGGUUAAAAAAAAAAAUUAAAGCAUAUCAUUCUCAUCUCCCUCAAAUUAAUUGUAUUAAAUCUGCCAUCUUGUUUUUUCUGUCUCUCUCACUGAUUCUCUUUUUUCCUUUUAAACAGGAUGUUUUUUUCCCUAUGGAUGUAUAAGAAAUGACUACAUCAGCCCAAAGCCUCAUAAACUGACCGUUUGUCCUCUGGACACAAUAGCGUGGCCAGCCCUCUGCUCCUCCUCUCCAAUUAUGUGUGAUUAGUCUCAAUGUGUUGUGUCAAGGAGGAGGAGUGUACUGAGUGCUUAUUAUCUGUUUAGGUACAAGAAGAGCACAUUUAGGCUCUGACUAUGAAUGAAAAGUGAGCCUUUAUCGAGGCUCACAUCUAACUGCUGCUGUUCUCCAGACCUCUUUCAAAAUAGGUCCUUGCCAGAGAAAUUUUGAAUAAAUGGCUGCUAAACUAGAUUGCAACCAGGGUGGGAGGGGUGAAGUUUUUAAAAACUCAAUCACACAAUGAUCUGAUUUAAAGGAAGUACAUUUUGUUGUGUGCUGUGAUUCAAGUGUGUAGUAAACAUUUAAUAGGUGCUACCUAGGAUUAAGACAGAAUGACUUUUCUGCAGGGAACCCAAGCAUAUCCUUGCCUGGUGCAUCAUCCACGAGGUGCUCUAAUGCCUUUUGUGGAAAUUCAGAUGUUUAUCUGUAAGGAAUCAUCUGUGCCCACUUUAGCAGUAAUGUCAUUAGUAGGAUAGCUCUAUAUUCUCCUAUCUUUAGUCGAGGCAGAGCGUGUAUUUAGUGGGCUACAAUUAAAGUGAUAGGUUGGGAGACGAGGGAGCAAAUCCUUUUGCAUGUUAAACAAACUUAGCGGUCAUAGAAACAGCCACUCUCAAAUGUCUUCUCUGCUCACUUCUAUCAUCAAACAAAUUUUUCACCAUCAGUUUGCAUGUCCUUGUAUUCACCACUUUUUCUGCUCCAUUAGAGCACCUAGAUGGAUCUCGGAAGGCAUAGGUCAAGUCGCAGUUAGAUCAUACAUUUCUUUCUCACAAAAACUUGAAUUGCAAUGCCAAGUGAUGGGCUAACAUCACAAUAACAGCAAUUUAUUCCUCUUUGGAUAAAACAGCAGUCUAUUCUCAGUGCUAGAUAAAGACCAGGGCAAUGCAAACCAGCCAUUUAGCUGAGUAGUUCAGCUAGUGGCAGCUCUCCUUUGGCGACUGUAUAGGUUGCACACUGGCUUCAUAUUUUCUUGUUUAAAAAUUAGAAUUUGGAAUGUUUUAAAAGGCAGCGCAGGUAGUUCCAUUUACCGGUGAAAAGACAGCAGAAAUUAUUUCUUCUGUAAAACCUGCAACUAAAUCUGCCAGACAAAGAAAACCCAUCCCUCUAGUAGCACCUAAGAUGGUCUGUUCUUUUUCUUUUAAAAUGCAGUGAAUAUUUUCAGUUUUUUUUCUCACGAAAAUACAUGAAUUGGCAAGAAUUUAAUUUGCGCUUGUGUAUGCCGUGGGUGUAGAAAUCCAGUGUUUAUUUCUUUGGGAGAAUUUUUAUUUUUAAAA